CGCGCAUGUGCAGAGUGGUGCAGCGAUUGCGCGGGUGGCGCCCUCGAAUAUGAACGGCAGUAUUGGUGAAUCCAGAGGCCCCGUAACAGGACAAAGCCCAUGCCCUCCCCUGUAAUGCCACAGGGUCGGUGGUAUCCUCCCGUGUUCACCAACUCUCAGUUUAAAAAAAUUUAUCCAUUAAAUCCCACGUCUCAACCCCCCUGUUGCCCCUCACUGCAAUCACAACCCCCCGAAAUAGAACAAUUACCCCGUGGUGAAUGAAGAGGGAGAGAAAACGUCGGAGGAAAAAAAAAAACGUGCGAUACAGUGGGCCAAGAAUAAUGCGUGUGUGUUACUGUGAUAAAACCCAUAGGACAAGGAAGUGUUGAGGUUUCAUGUGCUGUGGGGGUGGGGGGAGGGGGGCAAUGAAAAAAAUAAUAAUUCAAAAAAAAGGAGUGAAGUAUCUAGGAUAAUACGAGGACGAGUGAGAAAAUCAGCGAGGGGGGGGACGAGGCCUGAGGAGAGAGUGAACUACAGAACAAACGUUCUGCAGAUACAUUUCGUAUAUGGCGUAUUUUGUAACAAAAUGUGAUACAUGGUCAGUAAGGACUACUCUGUACUUCCAAUGUCACCAUGAGAUGCAUCGAGAUUUAACGGAGCUUGUAGUUAACAAUGAGAAGGAUGAGGUGGAAAAAUGAUGGAUAACGAGAUGGGAAACUUACAGGACUUAUGCUCCACGCAUUGAUGGGUAUAUGCUUUUCCUGUAGGAGACCCACUAGCUGUCGGCUUAAUAACAAGAUUUCUGAGCACAUAUCGGCAUCGGUAACACCCCUCCAUGUUUGUCUGGAGGAGCAAGGAGGAGCAGAACUGGGCUCGUGUGACGCCGUGGCUCGCAGGGCACAGGUUAAAACAAGUGAGCAACUGGGGGAAACAACUAGUGUUAAAUCGUGGGAGACCGAGGUAGGAUUUACCAGGGGUGGAUGUGAGGAUUGGGGACAACAGCAAACCAUGGCCAAUACCAUCAGCAAUAUGAAAAUGACAAACCCCAUCAAGGGGCUUGUCAGCAAACGAAGAAAAAGGUUUACUGAAGAUGGAUUCGACCUGGAUCUCACCUAUAUAAGAGAUAAUUUAAUAGCGAUGGGAUUCCCUGCGGAAAAACUCGAGGGUGUGUACAGAAAUCACAUAGACGAUGUGGUAAAAUUUUUAGAAUCCAAGCACAAGGAUCACUACAAAAUUUAUAAUCUCUGUUCUGAGAGAUCGUAUGAUUGUAAAAAAUUCAAGCAGCGUGUGGCAACGUACGCAUUUGCCGAUCACAAUCCACCGAAAUUGGAGCUGAUAAGGCCAUUCUGCGAGGAUGUGCAUGCCUGGUUGUCGCAGGACAGAAAAAAUGUUGCUGCUGUUCACUGUAAAGCGGGAAAGGGUAGAACUGGUGUGAUGGUGUGUUGCUAUUUGCUGCACAUCAGGCAAUUUGCCACUGCACCUGACGCACUCAAUUUUUACGGAAUUAAAAGAACGACUGAUAAAAAAGGUGUUACGAUACCUUCGCAGAGGAGGUACGUGGGGUACUACGCUACCUUGGUACAGGAGAGCUUGAAUUAUCAACCCAUAACUCUGAUACUGAGGAAGAUACUGUUGGAUCCAGUACCGAUAUUUAAUGGGGGUCAAGGCUACUUGCAUUUUGUGAUAUGGGAAUCCGAGAAGCGAAUAUUUAGCUCAGAAACAAUUGAAGUUAGAAAAGGAAUGCCGUCUAUAUCAAUUUCGAUUGAUCAUAAUGUUCCAUUAACUGGUGACAUUCGUGUAGAUUUUUUUAAUAAAAAGCCAAAAAUGAAGAGAAAAGAGAAAAUGUUCCAUUUUUGGUUCAAUACAUUUUUUGUACGUGAUUACUUGCCACCUGAUUACGGUGAUAAUGGUGAAUUGCCAGGGGAACGUUCGACGAGAGCACUAAGUUGUGACGGUACUGCCAUGGAAUUGCCAAUGGUAACUUCACACUCAAAAGCAAGGACCAGUUCAUUGGCGAGUCUUGGCCCAAAACCACCAACACUGGUACUGGCUAUUGACAAAUGGGGAUUGGACGAUGCGCAUAAAGACAAACACCAUAAACUUUAUAGUGCGGAUUUUAAGGUGAGUUUACUGAUGCAUCGACAGUGGGAAGUAACAGGAAGUGGUAUAACCCAGACAGUACCAACAAUGGUCCCCAGAGCGGAUGUACAAAUAGGUAUGAGUGGACAGGAGACACCGAGUGAAUCGAGUGAGGCUGACAGCAGUGAAUGUGAAACAACGGGUGACGAGGACGGAUGGGAAUCAGGUGAGUUCUCACUAUCACUCGUUGCUAAACGUCAAUCAAUAACGCACAGCAUUAGCCGUACAACACAUCACCAACAGCCACAACAACAAGAACAACACAACAGUACUAGUCCAAUGGGUAUGACGGGUGAUAAUGAUAAAAAUCAACAGAGUGCUGAUGAUUCAAAUGCCUCUAACUUAUUCACGAGAUCAGUAACACUCACAGAUACAUGAUUACCUGCUCUACAUAUUUUUUUUUAUCCUUUCUUGAUCAAUUGAUUUAUCGAUUGUAAGAAAUUCAUUGUCUGUGGAUAUAUUUGUUUAUUAUUAUUUUCUAUUCACACGAAAAAAAAAAACACUUUUCGCAUUUUGCUCUCUUGUUAUCUUUGUCACGCACACAUCGAGUCUAUCCAGAGUUUGAGGGAGAGGGAUUUUUAGUUUGUGGUUAAAAAUAAAAAUCACCUUUUCAUAUCAGCAGAGAAGAUGUGUUGGUUUUUGGGGAAUAUCUGGGGAUUUACGAGAGAUAUCGAAAUUUUUGGUAGGAGCUUUUUUGGAGACGGAAAGACCAUCUUUGAAAAAGAUUAUUAUGAAAAUUUCAGUAUUUCGAUCAGGUGUGGAGAUAUUCGUCGAUAACCAACUUGUCAAUUCGAUGCCGAUUUUAUCAAACUUUUGGAGCACAAGUUUUAAUUCACCCUGGGAUUCAGGCAUGCACUUGUAGUUGCGUAUAAUGGUAAAGUGCACAUACCAUUCACAUAAUUUAACAAUCCUCAGAGUUAAGUAUCUGUAGAUGGAAUUGCUUGUUUCGUUUUAUUUCUAAGACUGACUCUAAACGUUCCGUUGACUCGUCGUAUUCGAAGGGAAAUUAAAUUUCUCCCUAAAUUCUUAAUUAACUAUGCCAUUUCGUCGAUUUAUUGAUGAUUGUUGUUUUAUUUAAUUUUAAUGACGAUACGAUCGCGCUAAUCUCUGUACAAUGUGCACUAGUUUAAUCUACUUAUUAGAUUAGUUGAGCGUUGAUUAAAUAUUUAUGAUUGAUGCACUCUCAACUGUCUCCAGUGUAAUCAACUACCGACGAUUUGAAUUCCCUGGGAAUUAUCGAGUGGAAUUUAAUUACAUUAUGAAUUCAUUGAUUCUCGGUCUGUUGGCUUUUGAUUGGCGAUUUAAAAGAUAAAUAAUUGCGGUAAAGUGGUCUACGGAGUGAACAAAAGGAAUUUUUGUGAUGUAUUUUAAUUAGAUUUUAUUAUUUCGGGGUAUUUACUGAUUUUUUAUCAUCAAUUCCAGAGCUGGGGAAUUCACUGAUCGAUUUUAUCGUUUAAUAUUCUCAUUUUUAAUCGAGAAAAUUGAAUAACGAUUAAUCGAAUUUUCCAGUCGAAUUUUCCAGUCGAAAUUUUUCCUGAUUACAUGUGGAAAAUUCAUAAAAUUAAUUGUAUAAAUUUAAUUGAAUGUCCAGCUCUGAUGAAUUACGAUUGCGCGGGACAAUCUUAUUACGGAAUAUUUCAAAUUAACUCAAAGUUAUGGAUACGAAUUAAUUAAUUAUUGUACAAUGAUUACGUUGUGAUAUUAUAGUGUUACGAAUUGAUUUGUGUGGAUGAAUUUUCCUCGUCUCAAUUCCCAUUUUAUUUAUCAAUAAUCGUUUGACGUAUGAGCACGUGGGAUUUAAAAAAAAAAUCAUUUUGGUGCACACGAUUUGUUAUUUGUCAUGGUUUUCCCUGGUUGAGCAUGAAUGAUCACAUGCAUGAGUAUAAUGUAUGAUCGCACAGAGAGAAAUUGGAUAAAAUUUAAUGAGUCGAUUUGCUAUCGAAUCAUUAUGAUAUAUUUUUUUUUUCGGAAUGAGAUUUCAUCAUUAAAUGGGUAAACGUUGAUUAUUUGAAUUGAAUCAGUAAUUAUUGGGGUACUGAUUAUACGGAUUAUUUUAAUUUAUCUGUUGUUGAGUUGCCGAUGAUUUUUCAUACGUCUCGUACACGUCAAAAAUGAGAA
Molecule: messenger RNA, 4236 nt
Organism: Fopius arisanus
Lineage: Eukaryota; Metazoa; Arthropoda; Insecta; Hymenoptera; Braconidae
Gene: Pten
Product: phosphatase and tensin-like protein
Exons: 8
Coding region: 709-2496 (595 amino acids)
Biological process (GO): phosphatidylinositol 3-kinase/protein kinase B signal transduction; negative regulation of cell population proliferation; regulation of phosphatidylinositol 3-kinase/protein kinase B signal transduction
Cellular component (GO): cell projection; plasma membrane; nucleus
Molecular function (GO): phosphatidylinositol-3,4,5-trisphosphate 3-phosphatase activity; protein tyrosine phosphatase activity
Source: RefSeq, a predicted model, not a curated record